Hyaloperonospora brassicae is the source of this 924-nucleotide messenger RNA. The record is from the annotation of a GenBank genome assembly. Lineage: Eukaryota; Oomycota; Peronosporomycetes; Peronosporales; Peronosporaceae.
AUGGUCUCCUCGACCGCAAACAAUAACAAGACAGCGAGCACGAGUGCCGUUGUGUCGGCGCGUCUGCUCGGGUCCACGUGCUCGGGGCUAUGUGAACUCCUGAUCUUCCAUCCCGUUGAUACCAUUGCCAAGCGCCUGAUGACCAAUAAGGAGUCGAUCUACGGCCUUUCAGGGUUUGCCAAGGUGGUCUUCCGGGACGCCUAUGACCAACCUCUGCUCGCCCGCUACCGCUCGCUGUUUCCCGGUCUGGGCUUUGCUGCUGGCUACAAAGUCUCGCAGCGCAUCUACAAGUUUGGCGGCCAGCCCGUGGUCAAUGAUUACAUGACGACGAACCACGCAGCGUUCUUUCGCCACACGUUUGGCGACCGCAAUGCCAAGACGAUGAUGCAUGCGUCGGCGGGCAGCCUCAUUGGCGUGGGCGAGAUUGCGCUGUUGCCGCUCGAUGUGCUCAAGAUUCGAGCGCAGACGAACCCCGCGGCUAUUGCUGGCAAAGGAGUCGUGCAUAUCGUUCAGACUGAAGGCUUUGCUCUCUAUCGGGGUGCGGCGUGGACAGCUGCGCGUAACGCGCCUGGAUCGUUUGCGCUGUUUGGCGGCUCAGCGGUCGCGAAAGAGUACAUUUUUCAGCUCGAAGACUAUGGCAAUGCCUCGUUUUUCCAGAACUUUGUGUCCUCGAUCUCGGGGGCUUCGGCCAGCAUUAUUGUGGCCCAGCCGCUCGAUGUGAUCAAAACGCGCAUCCAGUCGCGUCCAUUUGACUCGCCAGAGAGCGGUAUGAGCAUUAUCCGUAACCUGCUCAAGACUGAGGGUCCGGGUGCUCUAUUCAAAGGACUGGUUCCCAAGCUGUCCGUCGUCGGCCCCAAGCUCGUCUUCUCCUUCGCGGUGGCUCAGCACCUUAUUGCGUACUUCGAGAAGGCCUUUAGCUCUUGA